AUGUACGAGCACUGCAAUGAGAUACAAAAGUUUCUUCAGACUUUGGCAACUAAGCAAGGAGUGCCUAUUGGAGAAAUACCACCGCCGCCGGUUCCACCUCCUUUUCGUUCGCUUUCUCCUCCUGGAUCUCCGCAACGAUCUACCAUCCAAAUUCUAGAAAAUAGCGAAGAAUCGCCAGCUUUGUGUGCUCAAAAAGAAACAAAUCCUAGCUCUAAUAAUGAACAUGUUACUGCUGCAAGUGUUCCUGCUGUAGACGAUGAAGGGAUGUUUGGGGGAUUUUUUAGUCAGUGUGGAACCGGUGCACUAAGCCUAUCGCUAUUGAGCAGUCAGUUGGUUCCUUGAUGUUCUUGGAUGUACAGUGCGUGGAGUAAUAUUUUGGUGCAUGUAUAGUUAACAUGCUAGUACAUGUUCUGUAAUGUAGGAAACUCUAGUUGACCUACAUCAGUAUGUACGUGCUAAUUGAGAUGCUUAAUCAGUUAGAUGUAGCAAACUCUAGCUAGCAAGCCUAUUUUUUGGUCAAACAUGUGAUGGCUGGUGAUGUCUUGGCAUCUACUGUAUGCAUGUGAUGAUUGGUAUAUA
Aegilops tauschii subsp. strangulata is the source of this 579-nucleotide messenger RNA. NCBI's taxonomy places the organism in Eukaryota, Viridiplantae, Streptophyta, Magnoliopsida, Poales, Poaceae. The record is from RefSeq and is a predicted model, not a curated record.